GUUUUAAGUACUACUGAUCAAGUCAAUAACUCGUCGACGAUUAAAUCCGCACACUCCAGCCCGUCCGACUACCUCACACAAAGACCCACGCUCCGCCGUUUCCCAUACUUCCCACGACGUGAACUUCAAGAUGGGCGAGCCCUCGAACGGAGAGGCUCCGAAGGCGAUGUAUACCGCGUCCUUUGCAUUCUUCGAGGCGCUCUGGGAUGCUGGCGUAACGCAUUGCUUCGUCAAUCUUGGAUCCGACCACCCGAGCAUCAUCGAGGCCAUGGUGAAAGGAAAGAGAGACAAGGGAGACAAGUUUCCCAGGAUCAUCACGUGCCCUAACGAAAUGGUGGCGCUUUCCAUGGCCGAUGGCUACGCACGUGUCACGAACCGGCCCCAAUGUGUCAUUGUCCAUGUAGACGUGGGUACGCAAGCCCUCGGCCAAGCGGUGCACAACGCAUCCUGUGGCCGUGCACCUGUCUUGAUUUUUGCGGGACUAUCUCCUUCUACCAUCGAGGGCGAGUACCGCGGCUCCCGGACGGAAUAUAUCCACUGGAUCCAGGAUGUGCCAGAUCAAAAGGCCAUCGUGGCACAGUAUUGUCGGUACACGGGAGAAAUCAAGCGAGGCAAAAACGUCAAACAGAUGGUCAACCGGGCGCUCAGUUUCGCCACGAGUGAGCCUCGUGGUCCGGUGUAUCUGUAUGGCACGAGGGAGGCCAUGGAAGAAGACAUUGAACCCUAUGAGAUCAAUCAAGAGCACUGGGGCCCUGCUGAACUGGGAGCAUUGACGCCGAAACAGCUCGCGAAUGUUGCCCAGACCUUGGUUGAUGCAGAGGGGCCUUUGCUCAUCACCGGCUACUCCGGACGAAAUCAUGCGUGCCCGCAGGCGCUGGUCGAGCUGGCCGAUACUGUCAGAGGACUAAGAGUUCUCGAUACUGGGGGCUGCGACAUGAGCUUUCCUGCAAAUCAUCCGGCAUGGCUUGGCAUGAGACAUGGCGUCGACGAAUCCAUAAAAACCGCCGACGUGAUUAUCGUUCUGGACUGCGACGUUCCCUUUAUCCUCACGCAGUGCCGACCGAAGGCCUCGGCGAAGAUCAUUCAUAUUGACGUUGAUGCGCUGAAGCAGCAGAUGCCAGUCCACUACAUCAACGCAAUGGCCAAGUACCGAGUCGAUGCCGAGACUGCGAUCAGACAGAUCACCAGCCACAUCAAGGACCAGUUCUCGUCCAAAGUUACCAGCCAAGUCUUCGACGAGCGCUGGUCGAAGCUACAGCAGACCUACCGGCAACGUCUAGAGAAGAUUUCCAAAGAAGCGCAGCCUGGCGAAGAUGGCAUGUUUGGGACGUCGUGCUUGGUGAGCCACGUGAGGAAGGCGUGUCCGCCGGACACAAUCUUCGUGGUGGAGGCCGUCACCAACGCCGUCUUCACAUCCGACCAAGUGCAAGCAACUAUUCCCGGUUCGUGGAUCAACUGCGGGGGUGGAGGGCUUGGGUGGUCUGGUGGGGGAGCUAUGGGCGUGAAGCUCGCCACCGACUUUCAACAUGGAGGUGCUGGCAAAGGCAAGUUCGUGUGCCAUAUUGUCGGCGACGGCACGUAUCUGUUCAGCGUGCCGAGUUCGGUGUACUGGAUUGCGCAGAGAUACAACAUUCCUAUCCUGACAAUUGUCUUGAACAAUGAAGGUUGGAAUGCGCCUCGAAAGUCCCUCGAGCUGGUGCAUCCGACGGGCGAAGGGUCAAAGGUCGACAACAAGGCACUCAACAUCUCCUUUGCCCCGACGCCCGACUAUGCCGGCAUUGCCAAAGCGGCGUCAGGAGGACAGUGCUGGGCGGCGUAUGCUGAUACUGUUGGCGAUCUCGAGCGACUGUUGCCGCAGGCCAUUGGCGCCGUUCAAGGAGGAGUUUCCGCUGUGCUGGAUGCGCAUCUUGGAGGUCCGCAAGGGAAGUUUGGAGGCGGCAAGGCGGCCUUGGUUGGGUAGAGAUCUUCACAGUGCGGUACAUCAUGUCCAGCCCGUGUCAUGCAGUAAUGGUACGUUGAGCUUGCUGCCUGAGGCCGAGAUUGUGAAACGGCAAGGCGACGCCAGGGCGGCAGAUCAGGGUCCAGGGCAAUGUGUGGAACGCUGAACGCCAGGCGACCGAUAGGAAAUGGCGAUUGCCUGGCCCGCGUGCAAAACCCCC
Messenger RNA from Neohortaea acidophila, 2159 nucleotides. RefSeq names its product acetolactate synthase-like protein catalytic subunit. The transcript is spliced from 5 exons. Gene Ontology annotation, cellular component: mitochondrion; acetolactate synthase complex. Gene Ontology annotation, molecular function: thiamine pyrophosphate binding; magnesium ion binding; flavin adenine dinucleotide binding. Gene Ontology annotation, biological process: L-valine biosynthetic process. NCBI's taxonomy places the organism in Eukaryota, Fungi, Ascomycota, Dothideomycetes, Mycosphaerellales, Teratosphaeriaceae. The record is from RefSeq and is a predicted model, not a curated record. Bases 131 to 1960 code for a protein of 609 amino acids.